GACACCUAGUCACCGUCCUCACUAAACAAUGUCAGUUCCCGACAGACGCAGGUGCAGGAGGACGCGGUGUGUGCAGUGUUUUGAUCCCGACUUACGAGUGAAAAUAAUAGCCAUGAAGUUGCGGCGAAGGUGAACCUGUUUAGAAAUACUACACGACACUCUGGUGGAAAGAAAAGUAAAAAAAAAAAAGGUUAUAAAGUGUUAGUCUAUUAAGUGGUUACGAUAUGGAUACGACAUUGGUGCGGGGAUUCUUGUCCUCCGUAUCAUAUCUACUGUCCAGAAUUAAACAGCACACAGCAGGUGUGGAGAGUGAACCGCCAACACACACAUCCCUGCACGAUGACCCUUGCUACACCACAACCACCACCACCACCCAACAACUCUUCCCUCGCUCCUCCUCCUCACCAUCGAGAGUGGCGCCCUGUACUCCUAAGGCUGCUGCCCCCUGCCACGAUGCCCGAGAGCCCAGGUGGGUCAGGCCCCUUGGGUACUGUGAGAAGCUAAUGACCUCUGCACAUCGUUUUGGCUGCAUGACCACCGUCUAUGCCCUCUGGCUGGACGCAAGACAAACCAUCGACUUCGACGUCAUCAAACACGCCACCACCAUAAUGUACAGGAAGAUGCCCCACUUGCGGGUGGUGUUGGGUCGUCACCAGGGGAAGCUGUGGUGGCGGGAGAUGGAGGUGCCGCUGGUGGACGUGAAGGAGCUCGUCACCGACGACGUGGUCACCACUCUCGAGGCACUACUCCGCCGCCGCUAUUGCAUGGAGGAAGGACCACUCUGGUUCGUGCGUUUCGUGUCUCUCAACCUAGAUGGAGAGUGUACUCGAGACAGGAACCACAACGAAAAAUACAAAUAUGCGUGUAUCUUCGGCUUUCAUCACAACGUGAGUGACGGAACUACAAACAUGAAAUUCUGUAAGGUGUUCCUCCAGGUGCUUAACGACUUGCUUCAGGGAAAAGACAUUGACAUAUGUGAGGAAGGAACAUUUGCAGAACCGCUGCAUGACAGAAUAGCCGACAUGGCCACCUCCCAGUGGUCAUUAUUCACACUAUUCCUUAGUCGGUUUUAUAAAGGAGUCCUCAGCUACGGAGCCUAUAUUAGUAACUUCACGAGGCUCUUCCAGAUGCCCGCCCACAAUGAUGCAGCGACGCGUGUGUUGCAAUACGAGUUAGACGAUAUUACUUCUAAGAAGUUGUACCUCCGGUGCAAGAUGGAAGGAGUCACAUUAAACUCGGCCUUCACAGCUGCCGCCAACCUCGCACUCUACCGAAUGAUGUCGUCUAAGAGCGACUCCCUCGAUAUCACGGAUAUAAACUGUGUACAAGCCAUAAACAUGAGACGCUACUGGCCUAAACAGUUACAACCAAACACAUUUGGGUGCCAUAUAUCCACGUUAGACGUGGGAUUCCGAACUGAACGAAGAAACCUGGAAGAGUUCUGGGAGUACAGCAGACAGGUUCACUCUGAUCUCGCUCACCACCUCACCACAACACAACGGGCUCUCUCUGUACAACCCAUCAGCGAGCGACUCAAACUGGUAAUCGGCAGUAACUUCUGGCUGGAUCAGGUAGGUCUGCCCUCCACUAACGACAACCACUACUGCGUCACCAACAUGGGCAACCUUAACAGUACCUUUCCUGGCACUGGAGAGGAGGUAGAGGUGUCCAAAGUGCUGCGCUCUGUGUCCUGCCACUUUAUGCCCACACUCUGUCAACACACAGUGCAGACCUUCCGGGGCCGCUUCUGCUACUCCCUCGACUACUACACCCAAAAAAUGAAGCGGGAAACAGCUUCCCAAUAUGCGCAGGAUAUCAUCGACACCCUCAUCUCGUCCAUCCACACACCUAACUGACCAUAGCCUGGAACAACAUACUAUGACCAAAGGGCAGUUCCCACACUUGGGGAUUUCAUUACUACCUAUAUGUACAAAUGUGUUUUGUUACUCUCACACACUGUGAGUAUACUUGCCAGUAUUAAACUGCAUGACGUGAA
Molecule: messenger RNA, 1996 nt
Organism: Homarus americanus (American lobster)
Lineage: Eukaryota; Metazoa; Arthropoda; Malacostraca; Decapoda; Nephropidae
Exons: 3
Coding region: 225-1856 (543 amino acids)
Source: RefSeq, a predicted model, not a curated record